GAGUGCUCGGCAGCGCGUCGCGCGUCGGGCCAUGCACUGCAUCUUCGACGUGGCCGUCACAUUGGACUCCGAGUACGAGAAGAUGAUGGCAGAGUACCUCCAGGCCGCCCACGUGCAGGAGGUGGUCGACAUCCUGCUCGAGCUCGACAACACAUCGUCGCGCCACUACUCGAUUGCGAUCAGCUUGCACGACGUGCUGGACUGGGACGGCGCGCGAGGCGCGUGGCUCGGCACCUUCCUCGUGCACGAGCCGAGCCGCGCGCUUCCCCUCUUCGAGGAGGCGAUCCGUGCCGUCCAGCGCUCCGUCAUGGCGGCGCACGAGGACGGCCACUUCAUGUCGGUCAAGCCGUCGGUCCACGCGCGGCUCUACCGGCUCCCCCACUGCACCGAGCUGCGCAAGCUCAACGUCUCCUCGCUGCGAGCCGACGACUCCAACUGCCUCAUCCAGGUGCCGGGCACGGUGAUUCGCACGGGGCAACUCAAGAUGCUGCAGCUGUCGCGCGAGUACGAGUGCGCCAAGUGCAAGUUCCGGCACACGGUGCGGGCGGAGCUCGAGGAGCGGCACCAGAUGUCGCUGCCCGCCGAGUGCACCGCCUCGGGGGGGACGGGCAAGCCCUGCGGCGGCACCAAGUUCGAGCUUGUCGACGGGAGCGAGGAGUGCCACGACUACCAGGAGGUGCGCAUCCAGGAGCAGGACGACCUCAUCGACGCGUGCAAGCCCGGCGACGACAUCACCGUCGUCGGCACUCUGCGCAAGCGCUGGCGGCCCCUCUCGCGCGGGAACAGGCCCGACGCGGAGCUCGCCAUCGACGCGCUGCACGUGCACGUCCACAACGAUGAGGUUGGCUCGGCGCGCGUCUCGAGGGAGCUCGGCGCGGAGUUCGAGGCGUGCAUGCGCGUGCGGGGAGAGUCUCACCUGCUGCUCGUCGGCGACGCGGGCACCGGCAAGUCGGCGCUGCUGCGCCACGCCGCGCGCCUCUCGCCGCGCUCCGUCCUCACCACCGGCAUCGGCGCCACGUCGGCGGGGCUCACCUGCACCGCCAUCCGCGAGCCUGGAGGCGGGCGGGGCGGCUCGAGGAGACGCGAGAUGGCGCGGGGCGAGUGGAUGCUCGAGGCGGGGGCGCUGGUGCUCGCCGACGGGGGCGUGUGUGCGAUCGACGAGUUCGACUCGAUCCGCGAGCACGACCGCGGCGCGAUCCACGAGGCGAUGGAGCAGCAGACGCUGUCCGUCGCAAAGGCGGGAGAUAGGGGGAGAUAUGGGGAGAUAUGGGGAGACACUGCGGGCCUGGUCUGCAAGCUGCGCACAAAGUGUUCCGUCUUUGCCGCGUGCAACCCAAAGGGCAAGGGGUACGACCACGACCGCUCGAUCUCUGUCAACACGGGCCUGCCCUCGCCCCUCCUCUCGCGCUUCGACGUGGUGCUCCUUCUCCUCGACAAGAGCCGCGCCGGCGGAGGGCGCAGCGAGGAGCACGACCGCGACGCGCAGCACAUCUUGCGCGAGGCGUGCGGCGAGGAGGGGCCGCCGCCGGAGCCAGACGCAGCGACGUGGCCGCUCGAGAAGAUGCGCGCGUACGUCGAGUUCGUGCGCGGCUCCUUCCGGCCGUCUGUCACGCCGCCAGCGCAGCGCGCGAUCGUGGCGUACUACUCGCACCAGCGGCAGGCCGACACGACGAGCGAGGCGCGCACGACGAUCCGGCUGCUCGAGUCCGCGGUCCGGCUCGCACAGGCGCACGCGCGGCUCAUGUUCCGCGAGGAGGUGACCCUGCUCGACGCGAUCUACGUCAUCGUCGUACUCGAGUCGUCGACGCUCCACUCGCGCCUCGCGGGCGGGAGCAUCUGCGCGCUCACGUCGAUGUUCGACGAGACGCCCGACGCGACCUACCCGCUGCUGCGUGAUAAAAUCCUCGACUCGCUCGGCAUCGACGCCGAGGGGAGGCCGCUCCGGCAAGGAGGAGGGGGGGGGUACCCGGGAGAACGCCUGGGCGGGUACAUGUGAAGUACACUGCCUUCCGCCUUCUUGGACUUGGUCGCAUCUCCCAUGUCUCCGUGAUUGUGCACAAUCGUUCAAAUAU
Messenger RNA from Emiliania huxleyi CCMP1516, 2072 nucleotides. RefSeq lists its product as hypothetical. The transcript has 13 exons. Gene Ontology annotation, molecular function: single-stranded DNA helicase activity; ATP binding; single-stranded DNA binding. Lineage: Eukaryota; Haptophyta; Isochrysidales; Noelaerhabdaceae. The record is from RefSeq and is a predicted model, not a curated record. Gene Ontology annotation, cellular component: nucleus; MCM complex. Gene Ontology annotation, biological process: double-strand break repair via homologous recombination; DNA replication. The coding region runs from base 32 to 1996 and encodes 654 amino acids.